GGCCUGUGAGGCGGUAACUCCUCUCCGCCCCAGCCCCCUUCCUCCUCCUUUCUCUCCUCUCCCUCCCUCCCCUCCCCGCCCCUCGCAGUCUCUCGCUCGAGUGAAUGUGGCGCGGUGGCGCGGGACGCAGCCUCGGCCCCUGCCGCGGCCCCGCGAGCUCGUGAGGAGACGAAGCCGCCGCCUGCCCCCACCCCCUGCGCUUCCCGGGGGAGCUACCGCCGCCGGGGAAGAAGAACGAGGAGGGGAGCGAGGGGACGGCGGCGGGGAAACGGGAGAGGGAGGAGAAGAGGGCUCGAGGGCGAGAAGGGAAAGCGGGGAGGGACGGACGGAAGGACGGACGGCCCGACGGACGGCCCGGGGAGGGGGCCGCCAUCGAGCCUGUCCGGCCCCUCGGCUCUAGCUCGGGGCGGCCGCGGCGGCGGCGCAGGCGAAGGGCGCGGCAGGCGCUAUCGAGACAAUAACCCCGCCGCCCGGCUCCGGGGGCGGCGGCGAGAAGGAGGUGGCGGCCUAGCGCGGCCGAGGCUCGCCCAGCACCCCGGCGGCGUCUUCGCCCCCCGCCGGCCAGGUUCGGCCGCCGUCGGGUGUCGGGGCGCGCGGGUCGCCCGGAGUCCCAGGCUCGCAGCUGACGCCCCCUGCCCUCCCCCUCCCCGGCGCGCGUGGAGCUGGUUUUCCGGGUUCCCCUGGACCGAGUUGGAUCCUGCUGCUCGCCACGGCAGGAAGUGAGUUUCGCACGGUAAUUCCGGGCGGUGUCACGAGUGAAAAGUUUUUGUUUUUCGGCGGAGAUCCUAGUUGGGUCUGGGAAACUCCUGCAAAACUCGAGACCAGGAAACCAGUCUGCGUCCCAGCCCCCACCAAAGCCACCUACUCUUCCUACUGCGGGAGGCCACUUCACAUCCGCUCUCACCAGAGAGAGAAAUUCGGCUGGAUCCGAAGUGACUAAUGAAGGGAAGGAAAUCAUGUCAGGCGAAGCCUUGAAAAAGCGGCCCUGAGACACUGCCCGACCGAAAGGAGAGUGAGAGAGAGAAACCUUAUUUUUACUCUGGAAUUUAAACAAAUCGUCUCUGGAGAGAGGACACUGAACUGUCUCAAUGUUGCUGAGUGUUAUUAUCUGGAAUGUGUCCUUGUAUAAACAUCUUAAAUUGGCUGUAAAUGACAUUGCUCAGUGGACCCAGACCAUGCAGAAAUAAUGUUGGCUCAAUUAAGAAACAUCAGGGAGAUAAAUUCAACCCAGUGUGUCUAAAAAUGACUACAAAACGAAGUUUGUUUGUGCGGUUGGUACCAUGUCGUUGUCUACGAGGAGAAGAGGAGACCGUCACUACUCUUGAUUAUUCUCAUUGCAGUUUGGAACAGGUUCCCAAAGAGAUUUUUACUUUUGAAAAAACUCUGGAGGAGCUCUACUUAGAUGCUAAUCAGAUUGAAGAGCUUCCAAAGCAACUUUUUAACUGUCAGUCUCUACACAAACUGAGUUUGCCAGAUAAUGAUUUAACAACAUUACCAGCAUCUAUUGCAAAUCUCAUUAAUCUCAGGGAACUGGAUGUCAGCAAGAAUGGGAUACAGGAGUUUCCAGAAAAUAUAAAAAAUUGUAAAGUUUUGACAGUUGUGGAGGCCAGUGUAAAUCCUAUUUCCAAGCUUCCUGAUGGAUUUUCUCAGCUGUUAAACCUAACCCAGUUAUAUCUGAAUGACGCUUUCCUAGAGUUCUUGCCAGCUAAUUUUGGCAGAUUAACUAAACUCCAGAUAUUAGAACUUAGAGAAAACCAGUUGAAAAUGUUGCCAAAAACCAUGAAUAGACUGACCCAGCUGGAAAGACUGGAUUUGGGAAGUAAUGAAUUCACAGAAGUGCCUGAAGUACUUGAGCAGCUAAGUGGAUUGAAAGAAUUUUGGAUGGAUGGUAAUAGACUGACUUUCAUUCCAGGGUUUAUCGGUAGCUUGAAACAGCUCACAUAUUUGGAUGUUUCUAAAAAUAAUAUUGAAAUGGUUGAAGAAGGAAUUUCAGCAUGUGAAAACCUUCAAGACCUCCUAUUAUCAAGUAAUUCACUUCAACAACUGCCUGAGACUAUUGGUUCAUUGAAGAAUGUAACAACUCUUAAAAUAGAUGAAAAUCAGUUAAUGUAUCUACCAGACUCUAUAGGAGGGUUAGUGUCAAUAGAAGAACUGGAUUGUAGCUUCAAUGAACUUGAAGCUUUGCCUUCAUCUAUUGGGCAGCUUACUAAUAUAAGAACGUUUGCUGCAGAUCAUAAUUACUUACAACAGUUACCCCCAGAGAUUGGAAGCUGGAAAAAUAUAACUGUGCUGUUUCUCCAUUCCAAUAAACUUGAGACACUUCCAGAGGAAAUGGGUGAUAUGCAAAAAUUAAAAGUCAUUAAUUUGAGUGACAAUAGAUUAAAGAAUUUGCCCUUUAGCUUUACAAAGCUACAGCAAUUGACUGCUAUGUGGCUCUCAGAUAAUCAGUCCAAACCCCUGAUACCUCUUCAAAAAGAGACUGAUUCAGAGACCCAGAAAAUGGUGCUUACUAACUACAUGUUCCCUCAGCAGCCAAGGACUGAGGAUGUUAUGUUCAUAUCAGAUAAUGAAAGUUUUAAUCCUUCAUUGUGGGAGGAACAGAGAAAACAGCGGGCUCAAGUGGCAUUUGAAUGUGAUGAAGACAAAGAUGAAAGGGAAGCACCUCCUAGAGAGGGAAAUUUAAAGAGAUAUCCAACACCAUACCCAGAUGAGCUUAAGAAUAUGGUUAAAACUGUUCAAACCAUUGUACAUAGAUUAAAAGAUGAAGAGACUAAUGAAGACUCUGGAAAAGAUUUGAAACCACAUGAAGAUCAGCAAGUUGUAAAUAAUGAUGUGGGUGUGAAGACUUCAGAAAGUACUACUGCAGUAAGAAGCAAAGCUGAUGAAAGAGAAAAGUAUAUGAUAGGAAACUCUAUACCGAAGACCAGUGAACCUGAAGCUGAGGUCAGUCCUGGGAAUCCGCCAGUGACUGCAAAUAUGAAAGCCUCUGAGAACUUGAAGCAUAUUGUUAAUCAUGAUGAUGUUUUUGAGGAAUCUGAAGAACUUUCUUCUGAUGAAGAGAUGAAAAUGGCAGAGAUGCGACCACCAUUAAUUGAAACCUCUAUUAACCAGCCCAAAGUGGUAGCACUUAGUAAUAACAAAAAAGAUGAUACAAAGGAUACAGAUUCUUUAUCAGAUGAAGUUACACACAAUAGCAAUCAGAAUAACAGCAACUGUUCUUCUCCAUCUCGGAUGUCUGAUUCAGUUUCUCUUAAUACUGAUAGUAGUCAAGAUACCUCACUCUGCUCUCCAGUGAAACAAACUCAUAUUGGUAUUAAUUCCAAAAUCAGGCAAGAAGAUGAAAAUUUUAACAGCCUUUUACAAAAUGGAGAUAUUUUAAAUCAUUCAACAGAGGAAAAAACCGAGGUUCCUGAUAAAAAAGAUUUUAACUUACCUGAAUAUGAUUUGAAUAUUGAAGAGCGAUUAGUUCUUAUUGAAAAAGGUGUUGCCUCAACAACCACAUCUGAUGAAUCUCACAAAUUAGACCAUAUCAAUAUGAAUCUUAAUAAACUUGUAACUAAUGAUACAUUUCAACCAGAGAUAGUGGAAAGAUCAAAGACAGAGGAUACAGUGCUUGAAACAGGCUUUUUCAGCAAUAAUGCUAAAGGAGAGGCUGAGCACUUGGAUAAUGGAAACAAGUAUCCUACUCUUGAAUGCAUAAAUAAGGUAAAUGGACGUUCUGAGGAAACUCCACAGUCUCCUAGGAGGACUGAACCACAUGACACCAGUUCUUCUGUUGAUGCCGGUCUUUCCAAAAGCACUGAAGAUCUCUCCCCUCAGAGAAGUGGGCCAAUUGGAUCUGUUGUGAAAUCUCAUAGCAUAACUAAUAUGGAGACUGGCAGGCUAAAAAUCUAUGACAUUCUUAGUGAUAAUGGACCUCAGCAGCCAAGUGCAACAGUUAAAGUAACAUCUACUAUUGAUGGAAAAAAUAUAGUCAGGAGCAAGUCAGCUACGCUUUUGUAUGAUCAACCAUUGCAAGUAUUUACUGGUUCUUCUUCAUCUUCUGAUUUAAUAGCAGGUACAAAGGCAAUUUUCAAGUUUGAUUCAAAUCAUAAUCCUGAAGAACCAAAUAUAAUAAGAGGCCCCACAACAAGUGGCCCACAGUCCAUGCCUCAAAUAUAUGGUCCUCCACAGUAUAAUAUCCAGUACAGUAGCAGUGCUACAGUCAAGGACACUUUGUGGCACUCCAAACAAAAUCCCCAAGUAGACCAUGUCAAUUUUCCUCCACAGCGCUUUCCUAGAUCAGAGAGUACAGAAAAUCACAGUUAUGCUAAACAUUCUGCCAAUAUGAAUUUCUCUAAUCAUAACAAUGUUCGAGCUAAUACUGGAUACCAUUUACAUCAGAGACUUGGUCCAGGAAGACAUGGGGAAAUGUGGGCCAUCUCACCAAAUGACCGACUCAUUCCUGGAUCAUCACGAACUACGAUUCAGCGACAGAGUAGUGUGUCCUCUACAGCCUCUGUAAAUCUUGGUGAGCCAGGUCCCACAAGGCGGGCCCAAGUUCCUGAAGGAGAUUAUUUAUCAUACAGAGAGUUACAUUCAGUGGGAAGAACUCCUCCAAUAAUGUCAGGAUCACAGAGACCUCUUUCUGCACGAACAUACAGCAUUGAUGGUCCAAAUGCAUCAAGGCCUCAGAGUGCUCGACCCUCUGUUAGUGAAAUACCAGAGAGAACUAUGUCAGUUAGUGAUUUCAGUUAUUCACGGACUAGUCCUUCAAAAAGAACAAAUGCAAGGGUUGGUUCUGAACAUUCAUUAUUAGAUCCUCCAGGAAAAAGUAAAGUUCCUCACGAUUGGCGAGAACAAGUACUACGACACAUUGAGGCCAAAAAGUUAGAAAAGAGCAUGCUGUCAAGGUCCUUUAAUUCCACUUUUACUGCUGUAAGCCACUUUCACUAUGGCAGCUCUAGGGAUCUGCAUGGCAGCCAAGGCAGUCUUGCCUUGAGUAUUGCAGACGGAAGAGGUUCUGGUGGGCACAUUUUUCGACAUCCCCAGACAUCCUGUGCAGGAGAUCCUUGUCAAGAUGAUAUAUUCAUUUCAGGACAGCAGAACUACCCGUCAGCUACACUUAGUCACAAAGAUGUUCUUCCAGACAGCUUGAUGAAAAUGCCUUUGAGUAAUGGACAGAUGGGCCAGCCUCUCAGGCCUCAGGCAAAUUAUAGUCAAAUACAUCACCCCCUUCCUCAGGCAUCUGUGGCAAGGCAUCCCUCUAGAGAACAACUAAUUGAUUACUUGAUGCUGAAAGUGGCCCACCAGCCUCCAUACACACAGCCCCAUUGUUCUCCUAGACAAGGCCAUGAACUGGCAAGGCAAGAGAUUCGAGUGAGAGUUGACAAGGAUCCAGAACUUGGAUUUAGCAUAUCAGGAGGGGUUGGGGGAAGAGGAAACCCAUUCAGACCUGAUGAUGAUGGUAUAUUUGUAACAAGGGUACAGCCUGAAGGACCAGCAUCAAAAUUAUUGCAACCAGGUGAUAAAAUUAUUCAGGCUAAUGGCUACAGUUUUAUCAAUAUUGAACAUGGACAAGCAGUGUCCUUGCUAAAAACUUUCCAGAACACAGUAGAACUCAUCAUUGUACGAGAGGUUUCCUCAUAAGAGCUGUGGACUAAAAAAUGGAGAGACAGCAAGAUUUAUUGGAAGAUACUUGCAGGGGAAAUUAAUAUUUUGACUAUUUUUAUAUAUAAAGAACUCAAAUAUGUUCAAAUUUGUACAUUAAUGAGAUAAUGGAAUUUGUGGUUAGAGGGAAAGAACCACUGUACAGUAUAUAGGGGAGACUGUUGAAUUCAUACCAUAUAAAACUUCAGGUUUUUAAACAUAGCAGUCAAGGCUACAAAAACAAAUGUAUGUUGUUUUUGUAUAGAGUGUAGGUUUAUUUUUGGAUUUCAUACACACGAUUGAACUCUGUGCAAGGCUCUAGUUAGCCUUGAUUGUAGCCCAGAGACAGAUGGCAGAGCUAUCUAUCUCAUAGCUUUUAUGCCCUUAUUUUUAUUCAACUGGUAUUAAUGUUUUUCUGCUGAAACUUUUUUUUAUGUGGGCAAGAGAUUUGAAGUGUUGGCUUUCGCUAUGUGCAUAUUGAAUUGAAGAGUGAGUAGGUGAAGGUGGUGCUGGUGGGUUCACUUUCCAAGGCCAGAUUAAAACAGUUAUUUCCUAUAAAAAUCUGGAAGCAAAGAAUGAAAAAAACAGCUGUUAAUGUGUUUUUAUUAAUAGAAUAAUGCAAUAAAAAAUGUGAUGUCUUUUUAAAGAAAUAAAAAAGACAAUAAUUGCAUUUUAUGAGCUCUUCAGGAUCUGUUCUUGUCAUAGCCAUUACUCUACAUUUGCUACUAGUGAAUCAAGUUUCAAUUUUUUAGUCACAGGAAAUUUUUAACUCUUCUGUAGAUGCAUGUCCAUGCAUUUUCUUUCCUUCUUUUUGUUUUUUUCUUUUUGGUCCAUGCAUUUUCCGUGAUGCAGAAAUUCCUUGAUUUUUUGCAAAUGGUGGUACUUGCAAUCUGUUUUAUAAUUAGUACUCCAUUUUAAUCUUAAUUUAUAAUUUUUAUUUUAAGCAACAAAUGAAACUGAAAUGGCCAGUUUUAAGAUUGUGUUGCUGUAACACAAAAUGUAAGAAGAUUUAGGAAAGCCUCUUGAUUUUGUUUGGCCUCAACAUUGCCUUGGUAAAGUAAAAGGAAACAGUACGCAUGGAGCUAGGAAACCAAAGCAAGUUUGUGAAACUGGCACAGUGAUAGAGAAUUGCUGUGGAGAGUUGUAGAGCAAAGGGAUGGGUCCUUGAGGCCUACCAGUGUGUAAUGGUGUUCAGAUAAAGGGCUGUUCCUACAGGUAACAUUAAAUGUGAACUCGACACUUCAGAGUCUUUAAAGGGUUUCUAAGUGUAUCAGUGUAAUAGUGUUUUACCACCAACUGCCUUUGUUCCUCGUUAGUGUAACAAUUAUUUGAUAGAGGUUUAUUAAUUUUGUCCAGACCAUUAAUUUUGUUUUUGUUCUGUCUAUGUAAUCAAAUAAAAUUUGAGUGACAUGCAAUGGUAAGAAUUAAUGCAUGGUUAUUUGGACCAGAAAAAAGUGCCAUAGAAGACCAAUAACUGUUUUUAGUCGAGGCUAGUCCGAGCGUUUCAUUAGAGCAAUAUUCAGUUAUUGCAAUUCAUUUUUAAUUACUAAGAAGUAUAAUUUUGGAAUUUUGAAUCUGUUGUGCUUUGUUCUUCAACCUUGUUUUAAGGUUAAGUCUUCUAUAAGACUAGCGAAAACAGCAAUCUACAUUAUUUUUGCAAAAGUGAGUUGGACUCGUUUGUUUCUUGCUAGUCAGAGUAAAUAGGCAGUACUUUUAAAAAGAUGUGAACUCCAAUACUGCACUUCUUUCAAGAUGUUAUCAAUUGGUUAUUGUACUGUAUAGUUUUAAUAAUAUUGAUUGAAGCCCUUUAACAACUCUUUGUAAAUUUUAACUCAUUUUAGUUGAUUUUCAGUACUAUUUACAUAGUAAUUGAUUUUUAUGGAUAUAGUAGAAAAAAUGUGCUGUAUUUUGAUAAAAUUCAUUUAUUGUAUGUGUGUUGUAAUCUCUUUAAAAAAUGACAAACAGCUUCUUUAAGACAA
Molecule: messenger RNA, 7607 nt
Organism: Balaenoptera acutorostrata (minke whale)
Lineage: Eukaryota; Metazoa; Chordata; Mammalia; Artiodactyla; Balaenopteridae
Gene: ERBIN
Product: erbb2 interacting protein
Exons: 28
Coding region: 1150-5628 (1492 amino acids)
Biological process (GO): neurotransmitter receptor transport postsynaptic membrane to endosome; neurotransmitter receptor transport, endosome to postsynaptic membrane
Cellular component (GO): adherens junction; postsynaptic density; postsynaptic membrane
Molecular function (GO): protein binding
Source: RefSeq, a predicted model, not a curated record